GGCUCGAGCGAGGCCCAGGGCUUCAGCGCCAUCGCGCUCUGCCCGUCGAAGCGCUUCAUCGCCGUCGCGGAGAAGGCGGACCGCGCGUCGAUCGUCGUCUACGAUUUGCGGACGCUGCGGAAGCGGAAGAACCUGAGCCAGCCCGACGCGUCGUGCUCGCGCUACGCGAACAUCUGCUUCAGCCAGGACAACGAGACCCUGGUGGCCAUCACGGGCGACGGCGCGACGCCGAGCCUCGUGACGUGGCGCUGGGCCAAGGGCAAGGUGUCGGCGACGGCCGCGCUCCAGGAGGGCGCGCCGGGCUCCGUCUACUUCGAGUGCCUCUUCUCGCCGCUGGACUCCAUCAUCACGGCCUGCUCGACGUCGGGCCUCUACUUCGCGCGCGCGUCGCCGGAGGAGCUCCGGUUCAUGCCCUCCACCCAAGUCGACCUCGGCGAGGGCUCGGAGCUCACGUGCCACUGCUGGCUCAAGCAGGCGGAGAACUACUGCCUCGCGGGCACGGCGACGGGCGACCUCGUGCUCUACCAGUCCUGCAAGUACAGCUGCCACCUGUCGACCGCGCUCGAGGACCGCGGCGUCACGGCGCUCGCGGCGAUCACGCAGGGCUUCGUCGCGGGCUCGAGCGUGGGCAGCUUCCACCUCUUCGGCAUCAGCAACGAGAGCGACCCCCGCGACUCCUUCUUCGAGACCCACACCUUCGCCCUCGACGGCACCGCGCGCGCGAUCGUCGCCAUCGCGCUCAAGCCGUCCGAGGACGAGAUGUGCGCGGUGUCGAGCGACCAGCAGCUCUACGGCGUCGCCCUCACGAAAGCCGGCGCCGUCAAGAACGACGACGUGAAGCCCCUGCUGGGCCUCUUCCACGGGCCGGGCGCCAUCACGGGGCUCGACGUCUGCGUGCGGAAGCCGCUCGUGGUGACGUGCGGCCUCGACCGGUCCAUCCGCGUCUGGAACUACCUGGACCACCACCUCGAGCUCGUCAAGCACUUUAGCGAGGACCCCUACUCCAUCAGUCUGCACCCGUCCGGCCUCCACAUCAUCGUCGGCUUCUCCGACAAGCUCCGGCUGCUGAAUUUGCUCAUGGACGAUUUACGGAUCUACCGCGAGGUGCCCAUCAAGCUCUGCCGCGAGUGCUGCUUCUCCAACGGCGGCCAGUACUUCGCGGCGGUGAACGGCAACAUCAUCAUGGUCUUCGACUUCUACGCGUGCGAGAAGAUCAUCGACCUGCGCGGCCACAACUCGAAGGUCCGGUCGCUGUACUGGGGCGCGGACGACGCGACGCUCAUCUCCUGCGGCCAGGACGGCGCCGUCUACCAGUGGGACUGGGCCGACGGCAAGCGGUCCGGCGAGUUCGUCCAGAAGGGCACGGUCUACAACUGCGCGCUCGGCACGUCCGAGUCCGUCUUCGCGGUCGGCUCAGACCACAUGAUGAAGGAGCUCGAGGUGCCGGACCUCCAGCCCGUCAAGCAGCUCGACGGCGGCAUUACAUUAGGGCAGAUCGUCCUGUCCCACGCGGAGCACAUGAUGUUCGCGGGCACGUCCGAGGACGGGCGGCCGGGCUGCGUCCGCGCGUACUCGUUUCCGCUGACGGGCGACUUCCUGGAGUACUCGUGCCUCGGCGCGCCCGUGACGCGCAUGCGCAUCAGCCACGACGACAUGUAUUUGAUCGUGGCCGGCGAGGACGGGAGCGUCUGCGUCUUCGACGUCCGCGACCGCCAGGACCGGAGCAACCGGAGCGGCCUCGCGCCCGCGGCCAUGCCCUGGUCCGAGGAGAUCCUGGUGACCAAGUCGGACCUCGAGGAGAAGAAUCUGGCCAUGCAGGAGCUGCGCAACAAGAUCGAGGAGCUCCAGCUCCACAACGAGUACCAACUACGGUUGAAGGACAUGUCCUAUUCCGAGAAGAUCAAGGAGGUCACGGAGAAGUACAUGCAGGACCUCGAGCAGGAGAAGAACAAGUACGAGCUGCUGCGCGAGGAGAAGAACGACAUCGAGAUGGAGUGCGAGGAGCGCCACCGCCAGAUGGAGGACAAGCACCACCACGAGCUCCAGGAGCUCGAGAACACGUACCAGCAGAAGAUCAUGCUCGAGGUCGAGCGCUACCAGCAGCUCGCCCACGAGCGGUCCCUGCAGCAGCAGCGCUGGGACGAGCAGCAGCAGCUGCUGAAGCAGACGCACGAGGGCUACGUGUCCGAGCUCACGGACGACUUCGAGCAGAAGCUCGAGGAGGACCGCCAGAUCCGGCUCCAGCUCGAGGACGAGAAGUCGGAGCUCCACCGCGAGUUCGAGGAGUCGAAGGCCCAGCUCGAGGACGACAUCGACACGGAGAUCCAGAACCUGCGGCACCGCUACGACACGCAGCUCGCGGCCGAGCGCGAGGCGACGCUCCGCUACAAGGGCGAGAACGGCAUCAUGAAGAAGAAGUUCACCGUGCUGACCAAGGACAUCGAGGACCAGAAGGAGGAGAUCAAGAGCCUGCUGGGCAAGGAGAAGGAGCUCCAGGAGCAGAUCAAGAAGCUCGAGCGCGAGAUCUCCGCGCACAAGACGGAGAUCAAGCGCCGCGACGACACCAUCGGCGCCAAGGAGAAGAAGAUCUACGAGCUCAAGAAGAAGAACCAGGAGCUCGAGAAGUUCAAGUUCGUCCUCGACUACAAGAUCAAGGAGCUCAAGCGCCAGAUCGAGCCGCGCGAGACGGAGAUCGGCAACAUGAAGGCGCAGAUCAAGGCCAUGGACCACGAGCUCGAGCAGUACCACAAGUCCAACGCCCAGCUCGACCUCAUGAUCGGCGAGCUGCGCAAGAAGCUCGACGACAUGCAGCGGGAGAUUCUAGAGCAGCGGAAGCGCAUCUGCGACCAGCAGGCGAACAUCCGCCGCUUCAAGGGCGAGCUCUACAAGUGCGCCCAGUUCAUCCAGGACCCGGAGCAGCUCCGGUCCUCCGUGGAGGCGCUCCACAAGCAGCACGAGCCUUCCGGCGACGAGACCUACGACGAGCUCGACGCGGACGUCAUGGGCGAGUACAAGCGCCACGAGGAGUGCCUCAAGCGGUCCCUCGCGGCGCUCCAGGGCCAGUACUCCAAGGACAUGGUCGAGCACAACGCGGAGAACAUGCGCAUCAUG
Molecule: messenger RNA, 3111 nt
Organism: Aureococcus anophagefferens
Lineage: Eukaryota; Pelagophyceae; Pelagomonadales; Pelagomonadaceae
Exons: 1
Molecular function (GO): protein binding
Source: RefSeq, a predicted model, not a curated record